CAGCCGCUCCUGUGAUGGAGUGAGAGGAGAUGGAGUGAGAGAGAUGUAGGAGUGAUGGAGUUGGAUUACUGUUUCCAGAGGAGCAAGUCUAGGGGAGGAGGAGGAGGAAACCGGAGCAACAGGAGGAGAACCUGAAAGACCAGCAGCAAACCCCUGGAAAAAGAGGAAAAGGGCGAAUACUGAAACAAGACAAGGAGAAUUGAGGGCAACUUUUUAACUGCUCCUGGAUCAGUUUCUGUUCUUUAACCCUCCAUGGAUCUGUCCCAUCCCUCACCUCUGAGCAGGGAGAGGAGGAGACCGGAGGAGGAGACCAGGGAAGAAGGAGGUAGACACUGAAGUGUCACCCUUGUUCUGGAUCCUGAGCAAGUGCUUGAUAUCCACAUCUGCCAAAGCUUCACAUCUGGAUCAGUUUCCAUCUUCAUCAACCUGAAAGGAAGUGAAACAAUUUUCAGAACAGGGAUUUGAGAUCUGGACCCAUGGUCACUCCUACAGGUGAGGAAGCGGCAGCAAGGUGAAGGAGAGUCCAGGUUUGGGUGAAGGAUGUUCACGGAUGAAGAAGCUGGAGGUAAAUUUGGAUGACAGCUGACCGUACAGGCAGUGAGCUGCCAUCAUGUCCAUGCCUCGAGGGCAUCCAACCACCUCUGCUUGGCCUCCUCUCUUCACCCUACUCCUCCUCAUUGCUUCCUCACACGCUCGUCCUCUCCUCAUACACUCCUCCAUCAAUGUGGCAGUGGUCUUCAGCGGCUCCAGCUACCAGAGCGAGGUCAGGGGUCGGCUCAGUGGCGAGAACUUUGUGGACCUGCCGGUGGUGGUCAGUCCUGUGACUGUGCUGGUCAAUGACACCAACCCUCGUGACCUCCUGACCCGUCUCUGCGACACCAUGGCGACAGAGAAGCUUCAUGGUGUGGUGUUUGAGGAUGACGUGGGCUCUGGAGUUGAUCAUCAGGUGGCAGAGGUGGCACAGAUCCUGGACUUUCUCUCCACUCAAACAGCUCUGCCCAUCGUGGGAAUCAGUGGCGGCUCCGCCGUCGUCAUACCGUACAAGGCCGAGGGAUCAUCUUUUCUUCAGAUGGGAGCUUCUCUGGAGCAGCAGGUCGUCUGCAUGUUUAAGCUAAUGGAGGAGUACGACUGGGGAGAGUUUGCCGUCAUCACCAGCUUACUUCCUGGAUAUGACACUUUUGUGGACAUUGUCGAGUCGUACACAGAUACGUCCUACUUUCUCUGGAUUCUUCAAGACGUCUUGACUCUGGAGAUGUCCGUCGGAGCCAAUGAAGUCCGGACCAAGAAGAUGCUUCAGCAGUUGGAUUCUCAAGUCCUCCUGGUCUACUGCUCCUUUGAAGAGGCACAGUACUUGUUUCGCCAGGCGUCGGAAGCGGGCCUAGUGGGUCCAGGUUACAUCUGGAUCCUCCCCAGCUUAGCUGUGGGCAACCCUGAGAUCCCACCACCUGUCAGCUUCCCUGUCGGCGUGAUCGGCGUCAUCACAGACCAGUGGAGGAAGAGCCUGAGGCAGAGGGUGCGGGAGGGAGUCGCCAUAGUUGCCAAGGGAGCAGAAAGCUUCAAGAAGCAUCACGGAUUCAUUCCUGAAGGACACGGCGAUUGCAGCAAGCCGGCAAAAUACUCCAACAACAACACCCUGUUCAGGCACAUGCUGAACGUCACCUGGGAGAGGAAAGACCUGUCCUUCAACAGCCAAGGUUUCCUGUCCAACCCGUCCAUGGUCAUCGUGGCGCUGGACCGAGAGCGACUGUGGGACAAGGUGGGAACCUACGGUCGGGGAAUCCUACAGGUCCGCUAUCCCGUCUGGCCCCGCUAUGGCAACUUCUUGGAGCACGUGUCCGAUGAUCGGCACCUGACGGUGGCCACGCUGGAGGAGCAUCCUUUUGUCAUGGUUGAGAACGUGGAUCCAGGGACUGGGACCUGCGUACGCAACACUGUACCCUGCCGUCGCCAGUCAAACCACUCUGAGAGUAUAAUUGGCCACUCUGAGUCAUACACGAAACUGUGCUGCAAAGGGUUCUGCAUCGACAUCCUCAAGAAACUGUCACGUACUAUCAAGUUCUCCUAUGACCUAUACCUGGUGACCAAUGGGAAACACGGCAAGCUGGUGAGAGGAAUCUGGAACGGAAUGAUCGGAGAGGUGGUUUAUGGACGUGCUGACAUGGCCAUUGGUUCACUCACUAUCAACGAGGAGCGCUCAGAAAUUAUAGACUUCUCUGUCCCGUUUGUUGAGACUGGAAUAAGCGUGAUGGUCGCCCGUAGCAACGGGACUGUCUCCCCGUCUGCUUUUCUUGAACCAUACAGUCCAGCUGUCUGGGUCAUGAUGUUUGUGAUGUGCCUCACUGUCGUGGCAGUAACAGUCUUUGUGUUCGAGUACUUCAGUCCAGUCGGAUACAACCGCAGUCUGGUUAGCGCCAAAGCUCCCGGAGGUCCGACUUUCACCAUCGGGAAGUCAGUGUGGCUUCUUUGGGGUAUCGUCUUCAACAACUCUGUCCCCAUUGAGAACCCUAAAGGCACCACCAGCAAGAUCAUGGUGCUGGUCUGGGCCUUCUUUGCUGUCAUCUUCCUGGCAUCCUACACGGCUAAUCUGGCUGCCUUCAUGAUCCAGGAGCAGUACAUCGACACUGUCUCAGGACUCUCCGACAAAAAGUUCCAGAAGCCUCACGAGCACUAUCCCCCAUUCCGAUUUGGGACGGUUCCAAAUGGCAGCACAGAGAGAAACAUCCGGAGUAACUACCUGGACAUGCACUCGCACAUGAUGAAGUACAACCAGAAGGGGGUGGAGGAGGCGCUAGAGAGCCUGAAGACUGGGAAACUGGACGCCUUCAUAUACGACGCUGCUGUCCUGAACUACAUGGCGGGAAAAGACGAGGGUUGUAAACUGGUGACCAUUGGCAGCGGGAAAGUCUUUGCCACCACUGGCUAUGGCAUUGCACUGCAGAAAGACUCGCGUUGGAAGCGACCCAUUGACCUGGCGCUCCUCCAGUUCCUUGGAGAUGGUGACACUCAGCGCCUGGAGACUGUUUGGCUGUCGGGCAUCUGCCAGAAUGAGAAGAACGAGGUGAUGAGCAGCAAAUUGGACAUCGACAACAUGGCAGGUGUUUUCUACAUGCUGCUGGUGGCCAUGGGUCUGAGUCUGCUGGUGUUUGCCUGGGAACACCUGCUCUACUGGAAGCUGAGACACGCGGUCAAGAAGUCUCACAAGCUGGACUUCCUGCUGGCCAUCAGCCGGGGUAUCUACAGCUGCUUCAAUGGGGUGGAGGAUGUGGGUCGCCCGCCCGGCUUCACCAAGCCAGAUCUCACGACCAACUAUGCUCAAGCGAACAUGCUAAAGAUGCUGCGCACGGCUAAAGACUUGGUCUCAACUGCCAAUGUGGAGAGUUCUCUGGACAACGCCACCAAGACCAUCAAGCACCUGAGCCGGCACAGCGGCACGCUGCCUGUUCGCGUGCCACCGGUCGCAACAGAGACUGUGCCGGGAGGAUUUGCUUAUGUGAUGGAGAACCACGUCACACUCCCACAGCGCUCACUCACACCACCGCUGAAGCACCAGAGAGUGGUGAACCGACCAACUCCGCUCCGCUAUACCCUGCCCACGCGCUCUACUUCUUGUCUCUAUGACCGACCACUUCCAGUUUCCAGCCUGAGUACCCCGCACUUGGCGGUCGGAGAGCCACUGCCUCAUCAUCAGUACCAGACGACAGGAAGGCUGUACAUCGACCCACACUCACAGUUCUACUCAUACACAGACCUGCAACUGCCAGACCUCUACACAACCCAUCCACUCUCCUCACUCCCAAAUCAAGAGGUUGACCCAAUCUUAUCCCGGCGGAAAAAGAGGUCGAAGAGUUUCCAGUGUGACAACAUUGACCAGAUGAAGAACGAGAAAGCCCCCAUGUGUCUGAGUGAGCUGAAGGCGAACAACCUGCAGGAAAACCAUGUCUCUGACAACAGCUACCUACCGAACCUUACCAGCCCUCGUGUGGAGAACUACGGAUCUUGGCCUCCAGAAGACCUGGUCUUGAGAGGAAGACGCAGACACAGAAGACCAUCCUUCCUCAAAGCCACCUGGGGUACGGAGCAGAACCAUCAGUUGGAUGACUCGCAGUCGUCUCUCUCCAGCCAGUCACCGACAACCUUGCCAGACCUUUUUCCCGGAACCACGCCAACUAAACCUUACAACCCGGCCCAGCUUCGCAACAAUCUGUGCCUCCCACGGAACCAGGCCUACCUCCACAUACGGGAGGACCACCGCAGGCCCAACGGGCGCAAAGGCCACAGGCUCAGAUACUCACAGUCGACCCAUCUCCCCUCGUAUGGGGAAGCUUUGCGUCACGGCACUGGGUUUGGGCGGGGGAUGGUACGGAGGGCCACCAGCCUGCUCAGCAGACAAUAUGCCCACUACCUGAACUCCUACCCGGGACUACCGCUCUAUCAUGGUCCUCAGGACCUGCAGAACCACAGCCAGACUUCCAACCCAGUCUGCCAGCUGUUAGCCUGCGGUGGUGGUCGCUGUGGGAGCCAGCGAGCCUUGCUCUACCAGGACAGUGUCUAUGGAGGUUAUGGGGUUUACCAGGGAUCCAGGACUGGAUCAGAGGCCCAAAUCAGUCAGGUGGCUGGAGUGCAGACUUCUGGGAGUCCUUGCGUGCUGCGGCCUUGGAGAAGAGUAUCCAGUUUGGAAUCAGAAGUCUGAAAACAAGUUUUUUUUUAGAUGUUGCAAUUUGUCAUGUGUCUAGUGCAGUGAACUCACAGGAUGUUGCCCAUUUUAGGACAUUCAGGACUCUUUGUUGAUUACAAGGCUUGAAUUCUUAGAGCGACCAACCUCCCGGGAUUGUGCCCGAAGCAGGUUUUACUCUCUUGCUGCUUUCCUACGAGCUCUCUGGCACCACCUGGUUAGCUCACUGGCCGAGGUACCAUCGCGUUUGUAAAUAUUCGCUCCACUGUGGACGGAAGUUGGUGUCGGGUUUUGUAGAGCAUUAUACAGCCGAGAUGAACGUAAAUGAGACACCAAACACUGUUGCCAUGACAAUGUGACACAUUCGAACCAAAUCAAAAUUCACAUAAAUCCAUAUUAUUAAAGCUGAGGUUUUUGACAACAAUUUAAUUUUCAAUUGAGACUUUGAUAUGAUGGCCGGUCUUCACUGUGUAUUAUUUUAAUCUGCAACUGAUCUACGUUUUCAUAGGUGUGACAAAUUCUGACUGCACCUCUCAAGUUUAAGACGUUUCAUCCCUUUAUUUGGAAUUUCCUUCUUUAAAUCUUCCAGUUUUCAUCACAUCAGUGACUGCUGAAUUAAUAUUUUCAGCUGACAGAUCAUCACCAUUUCUCAUCUCAUUAUUUAGACAUUUCUUGGGGGAAGUUUCUGCCUGUCAGUUCAGAUUGUAUCCACACGUAACUCGAACUUUUCUUCUCAUGACUGGGACAAAAGCAGCAAUGCUCUUGUUUCAGUUCAAUGUCAAGCUGAACUUGCAGAAUGAGAAUAGUUGUGCCCCAAAAUUCAAUCUUGAAUUGGUUUGAGUGUAAAUGUCACUUUGUCAUGGGCGGAGGGAAUCUGUCCACGUGAACACAGUCUGCAAAAAAAAUGGGUGGGACCACUGACAUCAGCCUGGACCAGCACCUGGUGUCUUAAUCACGGACUCUGGUUCUUCUCUGGUUCUGGAGAACUGCAGCACAAACUCGCUCAGACGACAUUAUCAAGAGCUAGAGUCUUAUUUAUGUGUCAAACUCACGUAUUCUACAUAUUAGAGGAAUUUAUAGUCACAAUUUUUAAUCACGUUAUUAUGAUGGUAUUGUUUUUCACUCUUGGUCAUCAUCAUCAUCAUCAUCAUCAUCAUCGCCAGCAUUUGUGCUUUAAAUUGAAAUUGAUUGAGACUGAAUAGAUUCAAAGUUUGUUCCUGUAUCUAACGGCCCCUGACAUGUAACCAAACAUUUAAAUCCAUUAAA
This is a messenger RNA of Synchiropus splendidus (mandarinfish), 5938 nucleotides long. Its product is annotated as glutamate receptor ionotropic, NMDA 2C-like. Gene Ontology annotation, biological process: long-term synaptic potentiation; synaptic transmission, glutamatergic; monoatomic ion transport. The record is from RefSeq and is a predicted model, not a curated record. The transcript has 16 exons. Gene Ontology annotation, molecular function: transmitter-gated monoatomic ion channel activity involved in regulation of postsynaptic membrane potential; NMDA glutamate receptor activity. The coding region runs from base 611 to 4690 and encodes 1359 amino acids. Lineage: Eukaryota; Metazoa; Chordata; Actinopteri; Syngnathiformes; Callionymidae. Gene Ontology annotation, cellular component: postsynaptic density membrane; NMDA selective glutamate receptor complex; postsynaptic membrane.